Molecule: messenger RNA, 4881 nt
Organism: Mercenaria mercenaria
Lineage: Eukaryota; Metazoa; Mollusca; Bivalvia; Venerida; Veneridae
Product: probable nuclear hormone receptor HR38
Exons: 11
Coding region: 295-2709 (804 amino acids)
Biological process (GO): cellular response to corticotropin-releasing hormone stimulus; retinoic acid receptor signaling pathway; regulation of transcription by RNA polymerase II
Cellular component (GO): nucleus; transcription regulator complex
Molecular function (GO): nuclear glucocorticoid receptor binding; zinc ion binding; RNA polymerase II cis-regulatory region sequence-specific DNA binding
Source: RefSeq, a predicted model, not a curated record
CAAAACUGUCAUUGAAUUUACCCAAGUCAUGUAAUUGGGGAUUAUAAUUGGCUCCCACUCGCUCUUCGCUAAAUUGAUAGAGCUUAACUACCAAUCAGAUUGCCGAUAUGACACUGUCGCCGCUUUAACGACAUUUAUUGCUUUGAAUAUUCAUAGGAUUAAGCAUUUUACACUGUGUCUGUAGCCGUUCUUGGAAAGAAAAAUUACACAAGCAUUCAUACUACAGACCGUUUAUCAUAUUUUAGCGAAAUAUCUGUUGUGAUCAGGGACUGGAUAAUCUAAAAGUUUUCGUUAAUGUUCAUUAACAAAAAAGAGUCAAAUACAAGCAGACGGAACGGCAAUAAUGACAUAUCAGUAACAAUGUUAGCUACAAUAGAAGUUACAAUGCAUCCGUGUAGAUUUGGGGGCAGUAAAAACGGUGACUAUUACACAAAAUUUAAACAUACUGAAGAACAGGAAUACUCGUUUGAAUUUAAUAAAAGAGGUAUUUCUCCCUCUGACGAACCGUCGCAAUCAACAGCCACCCUGACGAGUAAACCUAAUACGAGUCAGGAACAACCGCAUGUGACGUCAUCAAAUCGGCCAUUAAUAAGCACAUGCGCAGAUAACUCCAUGUUGCUUUUACAACAGCAGCCGACUUAUUCUGGCCCCACAACGGCAACGUGUAACUCAUAUACCAACCCCCUUAAUCCUGGGGGACUUGUCAGCACUAUAGGAACUGCAGACAUUGGUGUCUUUCCUGGUUCAACUUUUAGCAUGGCAUUACAGGAGCUACAAGUUGACACAGGAAGCUUCACAGAGGACGACUCAUUCAGAGUGUUUGAUUUUUCAUCUCCAGAAACAGGCUCAGGGUCCGCCUUUCAGGGACAUACACAAGCUCCAACAUUUACGGAACCAUUUAGUUAUGAAGGAACUUUUAUGCUUGAAAGAGAUGUGAGCAAGAUGAUGGGGCUGUUCCCUGAAACAACAACACAAAUGUCAUCUCAAUCAAGUAAUACUCAUAAAUAUAUAGACGCUUCAUCAACAUUCUCAGAGACGCCAUUCAGAGGUUUUUCAUCGAGUGAUCAGUGUAUUUAUUCAAGUCAUCUAUAUGGUGAACCGCAUAAUUUACCCCAAACUCACAGCCAUACUCCAUCAGAAAAACUUUAUCAGAGAGACUCUAGUCAAACAUCUUUUCCUGCAACAUCCGAAUCUCUCUCUCAUGGAAUGUUUCAACAUCAGCAAAUGCAACAAACAUACGGUGAUCCAUCGACAGAUAGUAAGCUAAACAUCAAUGUCAAUAUUUAUCAAUCACAGCAACUUCCUCAGGCUCAUUCUCAUCACCUUGAGGAUACCGCCAUGCUUAGGCGUGGAGAUUCCCGACAAAGCAGCAGGUACUCGACAUACAGCUCUUACAGUCAACCAUUUUAUGGUGCAACAACACCUUUACAGGGAACCGAUCGCCAAGGAAUGCAAUCUAUGGAAACUGGAUAUCAAACUAUGGGGCGUAGUGGACCCAUUUUUCACACAGAUUUACCAGUAUCAACUGGAGGAAGACAUUUUGGUAGAAGGCCUUCUCUAACAAUACCCAUGCCCCCACACACCCCAGAAAGCAUCGAGUUACAGAAGUAUACUAUACAAUCUCCAAAAACCCCUACCACCCCAAGCUCCACCAGAUCUUCUCCUGGUCGUGACGGUUUACAGAAGGAAAGUCUACUCUGUGCGGUAUGUGGAGACAACGCAGCUUGUCAACACUAUGGUGUUCGUACGUGUGAAGGCUGCAAGGGAUUCUUCAAGAGAACAGUACAAAAAGGGGCAAAAUAUGUGUGUUUAGCUGACAAGAACUGUCCUGUUGACAAGAGAAGACGGAACCGAUGUCAGUUCUGCAGAUUUCAGAAAUGCUUAGCAGUUGGAAUGGUGAAAGAAGUUGUCCGGACAGACAGCCUAAAGGGGAGAAGAGGGCGAUUACCAUCGAAACCAAAAAGUCCACAAGAGGCUCCACCUUCCCCACCAGUGAGUCUAAUAACCGCACUCGUGCGUGCGCACGUAGACACAAAUCCAGACAUUCCAACACUGGACUACAGCAAAUACAAAGUGCCUCAUGUUGAAGACAGUCCGCAGACGGACGCCGAGAGUAUCCGAAUGUUCUAUGAUCUCCUUAUCCAAUCCAUAGAUGUGUUACGUACCUGGGCAGAAAAAAUUCCUGGUUUCUCAGAUCUUUGUAAAGAAGACCAGGAUUUGCUCUUUCAGUCAGCAACAAUGGAACUUUUUGUUUUGAGGAUGGCAUAUCGAUUACAAGCUAAUGAUGACAAAAUAGUUUUUGACAAUGGAUUAGUUCUUCACCGACGACAAUGUUAUCAGAUGUUUGGGGACUGGAUCAAUUCCAUUGUUGACUUCGGUCUUUCCAUGCACAGAAUGACUAUAGACAUAUCUUCUCUAGCCUGCAUGGCAGCACUGUCUAUGGUGACAUUAAGACAUGGUCUGAAGGAUGUGAAGAAGAUGGAGGAGUUACAAAUGAAGAUCAUAGAUUGUUUACGGGAUCACUGCACAUACAACAGUGAGGCACAGAGGAAACCCAACUUCUUCUCAUUGAUCCUGGGGAAAAUCGCUGAACUCCGAACCCUUAGCCGAGAAGGUCUUGAAAGACUGAUCUACUUCAAACUUGAAGGAAUUUUUCCUACACCACCAGUGAUCGAAAAUCUUUUCCACUCAAGUCAGCUUCCAUUUUAGUGGUCGUUUUCUCCUUACCAUUAUAAGAUAGUGAAUUUAUCUGCCCUAUUGUACGAAUUGUGACACAACUCUUACAAAGUGAAUCUCCAGCAACAGCUUGUACGCUUGUUUUAAUAGAACGAUGUGACGGUUAAUAUGAAGCUAUUCGUCAGGAUGUGACGGCGCUUUGAAAGAAUCUGCUUUAUUCUUAAUUUUCCUUUUCUGAAGUUCCUCAGUAAAGGAUGCAUAAUACAAAAUGGAACAAGUAUAUUACUGAGCAUUGGAAGCGACAUACUAUCAAACGACGGAAUAUUUCUUGGCGUUGAUAUAGUUGUUGUUCCAGUUAAAUGAAAACUGUUUUGAAUUUCUGUUGAUCUAGGAUUAUAUAAACAGUUGAUUUUGUGUAAGUUUCAGUCUUGAAACGCAAAUUGGGAUUAAACAUCUAUUAAACGAAAAGGUUGUGAAUAUGGACCAUCCUAUACAAACUCAGUCUGCCACAUCCCUUAAACAUUGUUGCUUUCGUACAUACUAUGAACAACUAUAUUUGUGUUUGAUUGACAAUUGGGUUUAGAUUUGAUGUGAUGUGAACUUUUGUGCUACAUGCAAUAUUGCAUUUCUAGUCAAGAACAAAUUAUAUUCAUUACAUUUUCAAGCCAUAUUUGUACAGAGACCAAUAUCGCAAUUUUUCUUAAGCGUUCUUUAUGUUUGGUAUUUCGCAUAGUCAUUAUAAGAGCUGACUCAGAAUUACAAGUAUUAUUAAUUUUUUAUUUAGUGUUCAGAACCAAUGGCUGUUUGCGUUAAUUAGCUAAUUAAGCGAUAUUUGUGUUCAGUGCAGAUUGUGUUCGUUCUUUCUAGUCAAAACGUUUUAUUAAUUUUUUGAUUAAUAGGCGUAGUUACUAUAUAUUUUAUUGAACACUUUAAGACCUGCAAAUCGUUAUUUAUUCUACUGUGAAUGUAGCAUGUUCCCUCUGCUUCAAAACAAAUGAAAAGUCACAGGUUAAUUAAACAUAUUUACUCACGUAUACUAUUGUAUAUAUGAAUCUAAAUGUAAAAACUAAACAGAAAAAAAUCACAACAUACUUAAUCCAACUUAAUCAUAUUUUGCAUUUGAAUAAACUCGUCUACAUUUCACAUUUGCAAGAACACAGCAUCUGUGUACAUGUGCAUAUAGCUAUACUGAUUAUUUGUAAAAGUUUGCUUCUUUGUUGUUUUGUUAUUAAAUUCAAUUGUUGUGUUUUAAGUUUAUGACUUAUUAGAGAGAGAGAUAUAUAUAUAACGUACAUGUAUAUAUUUUUACAAAAUGAAACUAUUCCAAAGAUAUGCUUUUAAAAGUGCUAUUAUAAUUUUGCUUUUAUGUCUUACUUAUUUAAAUUUAUUUAUUAUUUUCUGCCUAGUUUGCUAUUUGUGAAAUAUAUUUUGCAAAACGCUUUCACUUGUUCAGACCAUCAUAUUUCUUAUAAGAGUUCCAUUCAUUCAAAUUGAUAUCUGUCAUUAUAUUCAUCUUUUGUCAUUCUGAAUGUUCCGGUGAUCGCUAUAGAUACCCCUUUAUUCUUGUAUUUACCAUGUCUAUAAUUCCACAAAUCAUUCUAUUUUUAUAUUUAUUCCAGUAUAAACUAUAGCCUAGAACUUACAAUGCAUUUUGUGCUCUAUUUUCUAACACGAUGCUCAUAAAAUCUAAAAUUAAUUAAUUCCUCAGUAAAAUAAUCUCUUCAGGAGAAGUGCAAGAUGUGACAACUUUUUUAAUAAUGAGUUCAAACAGAAAACAAUGUACCGAUUAUUUGUCAAUCAAGCAAAGACAUUUUUCCAAGAACGAAAACCUUAAUACCUUAUUUUUAUUAUUUUUAGACUGCAGAUUAAUCAUGGCCAUCAGAAUAGAAUGCACAGGUGUUUACUAUGUAGUCAAUAAUUCUGUAUAUAUUCAUAUAUCUUAUUAGUGCCAAACUGUGUGGCACAUUUUAGUUUAGACAGUAAGACACGCAAUUUCAAUAUUGACAUGUAGUGUGAAUAGCAGUAAGACACACAAUUUCCGUAUGACAUUGUAGUUUAAACAGUACAGUGUAGCAUUUCUGGUUGUUUUCUUGUACCUUUGUAAGGUCAAGUAAGCCGUUCCCGACUUGCAUACUGAGGAAAGUCUUAUCAUUCUUUUCAUUGCAAAUGUCUUUGUUGCUUUUUCCCAAUAAAAAAUUAACUUCA